Messenger RNA from Williopsis jadinii, 1336 nucleotides. It is a transcript of the gene SCW11, whose product is annotated as putative glucan endo-1,3-beta-D-glucosidase. Lineage: Eukaryota; Fungi; Ascomycota; Saccharomycetes; Phaffomycetales; Wickerhamomycetaceae. The transcript is spliced from 2 exons. Gene Ontology annotation, cellular component: extracellular region; cell surface; fungal-type cell wall. Gene Ontology annotation, molecular function: glucan endo-1,3-beta-D-glucosidase activity; 1,3-beta-glucanosyltransferase activity. The coding region runs from base 38 to 1336 and encodes 432 amino acids. The record is from RefSeq and is a predicted model, not a curated record. Gene Ontology annotation, biological process: carbohydrate metabolic process; cell wall organization.
AUAUUUCCCUCUUUUCACUAUCCCCUCUCUAACAAAGAUGCAAUUCAUUCAUUAUUUUGUUGGUCUCUGCGCCAUUCACAUGGCACUUGCAGCUCCAAUUGUUGUCACAAGGGUCCAUACAGCUGAUGCCGUCACUGUCACUGAGACAUAUGAUACGACUACAAAUACUCAUACUGCGCCAACAGUUGAGAUUCUUGUUAGUGAUGGCGUCUCUUACACGUUCACUCUCGAUACACCAGAGAAAACUUUCUCUACAGCACAAACUGCCACCACAACAAACACAGUCACCACUUUGACACCAUCCACUACAUCUACUAAUGCCUUCACUGUUGGAACAGUAAGUAGUACCACUGCGGUUACUACUAGUGAGACUGAUAAUGGUGCAACUGCCGGUGAUAACGCUCAAACUACGACUCAAGAUACUACCACAGCACCACAGACCACUGCUACUACUAGUGAGACUGAUAAUGCUACUCCAACUGCUGGGACCACAACAACCUCAUCAACAGCGGAGGCAACUUCUACUGCAACUUCUGGAAAGCUCCCGUUGCCAAGCGCCAUUGUCUAUUCCCCUUACAACAAUGACAACAGUUGUAAAGAUUACGCAACUGUUCUCACAGAUUUGACUAUGAUCGCAGGAACUGGUAUUAAGAGCAUCCGUGUUUAUGGUACUGAUUGCGGAUCUAUCCAAACCAUCGAAAACGCAGCCGUCAAUGUUGGUUUGAAGAUUAACCAAGGUUUCUGGAUCACAUCUGACGGUGUUGAUUCGAUUGAUGAUGGUGUUACUGAGCUCAUUGAAUGGGCUACCUCAAACUCAUGGGACGUUUUCGACUACAUCACUGUUGGUAACGAGGCUAUUCUAUCUGGAUAUGCUACAGUUGACGAGUUGAUUAGUAAAAUUGCAGAAGUUAGAGCGAAAUUGGAAGCUGCGGGUUACACUGGUGAAAUCACUACAUCUGAGCCACCUGUAACUUUCCAAAACAACCCAUCCUUGUGUAAUGAUGCCUCAAUCGACUUUGUUGGUGUUAAUCCACAUCCAUAUUUCGACACUUAUUCAAGUGCAUCCACUGCUGGUACCUUCGUCAAGGGACAGGUUGAGAUCGUUGCUGGAUACUGUUCAAAGCCAAUUGUUGUCACUGAGACUGGCUAUCCAUCUGCUGGUGAUGUGAAUGGUGGCAAUGUUCCAAGUCCAGCAAAUCAAAAGCUUGCACUUCAAGAGAUUUUGAGUGAAAUGGACAACGCUGUAACAAUCCUGACGACGUUCAAUGACUACUGGAAAGAUCCAGGUCAGUACGGUAUCGAACAAUCAUUCGGGUCUAUCCAGUACUGGCAAUGA